AUGCCUUGUCUAGGAGCUAGAAAGAAAUCAUCUAAUAUUCAAAGCCAAAGCCAUGCCGGUGAUAUCAGAAGCGGUAAUGUUUCCGUCCAUCCUGCUGAUCUCGAUCAGUUAAAAAGGGAAAAUGCCGAACUAAAAUCAAAAAACAAAGAGAAUUUGGCUAUCAUUGCUAAACAAGCAGCAGAAAUUGAUGAUCUAAAAGAAAAAUUGCAUGCGUCCAUACUCUCCAGUAAAGAUGCUGUUGAUCAUGAAAGCAAGACGGAUGUUGCUUCCAUCCUUUCUUCCGACAAAGCUAUCACAGAUGAAAAGCACAUCAGUCAAACACAGCAAUCAGAACAUACAAUGACAAAGGAAAUUGACGAAGAUGAAGUUCUAUCACUUUCAGUCAGAGAAAAUUCUGUUAAUAACACUAUAGCCAAAAGCUCAAUGGCAAACAAUAAAGAAGAAAGCCUUCGCCAAUUAUUGUUAGAGAAAGAUAGUCUUCUUGAAAAGAAGCAAUUGGAGUUGGAACAAUAUAAACAGCAAUGGGAGAUAGAAAGAGCCGAACUUACAAAACCCGCUUUGGAGCAGGUCACCAAGCAGCUUGAAGAGUUAAGAGAUACUAAUAAGUUGGUAACUGAGAGAUUGAACGAAAAGGAAAAUGAACUUGCAGAGCUUCGCUCUGAACUGAACCGUAGAGAAAGAAAACCCAAGCAAUCCUUAUCGAAAGACGAAGAGAAUCAAAGACGUCUGAAUAGAUUGACAGUGGACUUGGAGAACGACCGUCUUUUAAUGCAGAGACUAAAUGAUCUAAAUCAGCAGUUAGAGGCACAAAAGAAAAAACAUGAAACUGUAUUAGAGGCACAUGCAAAAGUAUUGGCUGAAAAAGAACAAGCCCUUCUCCAAAAACAAAAGACCAUCAAAGAGCUCAAAAUUAGCAAAGAAAACGAUGCCAAAACAUUAGAGCAAGAACAUAUGCAUCGUCUCAAAAAGCUUCAACUACAACAUGAAACAGACAUGGAAGAGUUAAAAGUGCGAUUAAAGAAAGCAGAAAAUAAAGCAAGAAUGAAUGUAGACAAUGAAUUAGACAUGAUUCUUAUUGAGUUUGAACAAUCCCAACAUAACCAUUCGAUGCAAGUCGCACAGCUACAGAAGUCAUAUGAGGAUCAAAUCUCUGCUAUGAAACUUGGCAGGGACUCAACUUCAUUACCAGUGUCACCUUCGACCUCUACUAAUAUCACUGCAAGUACAACAGAUAGAUAUUCCUCUAACCAGCAGAAAACAGGCACAAUAUCUAAAUUAAAGAAUAAUUCCAAGUUUGUUUGGCCGCCUGUUGCUUGA
This is a messenger RNA of Mycotypha africana, 1317 nucleotides long. RefSeq lists its product as uncharacterized. The transcript has 5 exons. Lineage: Eukaryota; Fungi; Mucoromycota; Mucoromycetes; Mucorales; Mycotyphaceae. The record is from RefSeq and is a predicted model, not a curated record. The coding region runs from base 1 to 1317 and encodes 438 amino acids.